Molecule: messenger RNA, 1329 nt
Organism: Aureobasidium melanogenum CBS 110374
Lineage: Eukaryota; Fungi; Ascomycota; Dothideomycetes; Dothideales; Saccotheciaceae
Exons: 2
Coding region: 1-1329 (442 amino acids)
Source: RefSeq, a predicted model, not a curated record
AUGGCGCCUGUGCAAGCAAAUCGCAAUAGACAAUUUACAGACGACCGGGAGCCCCUUCGCAACAAUGACGCCCUGCAACUUAUUGACUCGAAAGUCAGAGGUCCAUUCAGCUUCUUGAACCCAACACAAGCAAGCUACAAACACAAGAUACACAUAUCGCCCAGUCGCGCCCAUCAUCGAAGCGCCUCGACGCCUCUCAGCACCACGGCAUCCGCCUUGUCAACUGACGCUUCCACACAACCCGCCGCGAAUGUCGAGUACAAAUGGACAGCUCGAGACAAUCGUAAAGGUCGACACACUCUCGUCAUAAAGGAUCCUUCUGUAGAACAUCCAGAGGCAAAUGUCACUGCGCCACGAAGCACUGCUCACUGGAGAUCUGUUCUGCAUACGAUAUGGUUGAUGCUAACGUUCUACCCUGUGUGGGAUAUAUCGUGGUGCGUGGCUUACAUCUUCACCCUCGGAAGUGUUCUCUGGGUGAUCAACGCGUUCUUUGCCUUCCUUCCUUUGAUUCGACCUUCAUCAGAGUUCCACAAUGAAGUUCUCGACGGCGGGGGCAUCACCGCUUUCAUAGGAGCCACCAUUUUUGAAGUCGGAAGUAUACUUCUGAUGUUGGAAGCCAUCAAUGAAAAUCGAGAAGGCUGCUUUGGGUUUGCAGUAGAGUCAGUGUAUGAGCACCACCUCAGUAGGAUGGAGGCUGGCAAUGGCAGUGGCUUAAAAAUCGUGCCUAGAGAUGACGCUUGCACCCACCAUCACCGUAACAAAGCCAACUUGGUGGGCAAACCACACCAGAUCCCGCUCGAAACACCCGUCUUCGACUCAGAAAAGCAACAGCCUGCCAAGACUGACUCGUGGGAUUGGUGGCCUUCUUGGAGCGACCUCAAAAGUCACUACUUCCAUGAGCUUGGGUUCAUCGCUAGCCUGAGCCAGUUGCUAGGUGCCACAGUUUUCUGGAUAAGUGGGUUUACAGCCCUUCCAGGAAUUCUCAAUGUUCUCUCGCCCGGCUUGAGCGACGGGAUCUACUGGACGCCUCAGGUCGUCGGUGGUACUGGCUUCAUCGUGUCAGGGUGGCUGUUCAUGAUCGAGACCCAGAAGCAUUGGUGGCAGCCUGCUCCAAGAGUCUUGGGAUGGCACAUUGGUCUCUGGAAUUUCAUAGGUGGCAUUGGUUUCACGCUGUGCCCCGCUUUUGGUUACGACCCCAGCAGUUGGGCGCAAUAUCAGGCAUCAUGUUCGACCUUCUGGGGGUCGUGGGCGUUCUUGAUCGGCAGUGUAAUCCAGUUGUACGAGUCUCUUGAAAAGACGCCUGUCAGGAAGGAAGGCUCUGCAUCAUAA